CCAUGCUGACUGAGGAUGAUGCAUGCUGUGGUCCAGAAACAUCUAAGGACUCAAAAUUGGGGGAUUUUGUAUGCAGAGUGUGUACUCUACCAUUUAGCUGCGGCUAGUUUUUUUUUUUUUUUUAUCCUUUCGCUCUUAACUUACCUGAAGUCCCAACAAGCCAGAGUUCCAGUACUUCCAAAAGAAGAGGUGGCCAAACUGGAAAAACAUCUGAUGCUCCUCCGUCAGGAAUAUGUCAAGUUGCAGAAGAAGCUGACUGAGACGGAGAGGAAAUGCACUCUCUUGGCCGCUCAGUCUAACAAGGAGAGUGCCAGCGACUCCUUCAUCAGUCGGCUGCUUGCCAUCGUAGCAGAGUUGUAUGAGCAGGAGCAAUACAGUGACCUGAAGAUAAAGGUUGGAGACAGGCGCAUCAGCGCUCACAAAUUUGUAUUGGCAGCUCGCAGCGAGACUUGGAGCCUGGCCAACCUGGUGUCUACGGAGGAGCUGGAUCUGUCAGAUGCUGACCCGGCCGUGACAACGGCGAUGUUGCGUUGGAUCUAUACAGAUGAGCUGGAGCUGAGAGAAGAUGACGUGUUCCUGACCGAGCUGAUGAAACUAGCAAACAGGUUUCAGCUACAGCUCCUCAGGGAAAGGUGUGAAAAAGGAGUCAUGUCACUUGUGAACGUCAGAAACUGCAUCCGCUUCUAUCAAACAGCUGAGGAGCUGAAUGCCAGCACUUUGAUGAACUACUGUGCAGAGAUAAUUGCUAGUCAUUGGGAUGAUUUGAGGAAAGAAGACUUUAGCAGUAUGAGUGCUCAGCUAUUGUAUAAAAUGAUCAAAUCCAAAACAGAGUUUCCUUUGCACAAAGCUAUUAAAGUGGAGAGAGAAGACGUCGUUUUCCUGUAUCUUAUUGAAAUGGAUUCGCAGCUGCCUGGGAAGCUAAACGAAGUAGAUCACAACGGAGAUCUUGCUUUAGAUCUGGCACUUUCUCGAAGACUGGAAAGCAUUGCAACCACCCUGGUUAACCACAAGGCAGAUGUGGACAUGGUGGACAAGAAAGGCUGGAGCUUGCUGCAUAAAGCUAUUCAAAGGGGAGAUAAAUUUGCUGCUAGCUUCCUUGUUAAAAACGGUGCCCGGGUGAAUGCUGCAACCUUGGGAGACCAGGAGACUCCCUUGCACCUCGUGGCCUCCUACAGCCCCAAGAAGCACAAGCCGGACAUCAUGGCAGAGAUGGCACAGAUAGCAGAGUCCCUCUUAAAGGCAGGAGCCAAUCCGAACAUGCAGGACAGCAAAGGAAGGACUCCACUGCAUGCCUCCAUCAUUGUGAGAAAUGACCCAGUAUUCAGCCAGCUUCUCCAAUGCAAGCAACUCGAUUUGGAACUGAAGGAUCAUGAAGGAAGCACUGCUUUGUGGCUUGCUGUUCAGUAUAUCACGGUGUCUUCUGACCCGUCCGUCAACCCCUUUGAGGAUGUCCUGGUGGAAAACGGCACUUCCUUUGAUGAGAACAGCUUUGCGGCCAGGCUCAUCCAGCGUGGCAGCAAUACGGACGCUCCCGACACAGCGACCGGAAACUGCUUGCUGCAAAGAGCAGCAGGGGCAGAAAACGAGGCUGCCGCUCUGUUCCUGGCAACUCAUGGGGCCAAAGUUAACCACCGGAAUAAAGCGGGGGAGACCCCGCUGCACACAGCUUGCCGGCAUGGCCUAGCCAACCUCACGGCAGAGUUGCUGCAGCAAGGAGCAAAUCCUAAUAUCCAGACGGAGAAAGCUGUGCCUGCCCAGAAGGGGACAGCGACGCCCAGCACGGCAGAUAACGUCAGCCUGCAAACUCCUCUUCACAUGGCAAUAGCUUAUAACCACCCAGAUGUGGUGUCCAUCAUACUGGAGCAAAAAGCAAAUGCCCUUCAUGCUACCAGCAAUCUGCAGAUCAUUCCUGACUUCAGUCUCAAGGACUCCAGAGACCAAACAGUCCUGGGAUUAGCCUUAUGGACAGGAAUGCACACUAUUGCUGCUCAGCUGCUUGGCUCUGGGGCCUCCAUCAAUGACACGAUGUCAGACGGGCAGACUCUGCUGCACAUGGCAAUACAGAGGCAGGACAGCAGGAGCGCCCUCUUCCUCCUGGAGCACCAAGCAGAUAUCAGCGUCAGGACUCAGGAUGGGGAGACGGCCCUCCAGCUGGCCAUCAAAAACCAGCUCCCUCUUGUGGUCGAUGCGAUCUGCACUCGGGGAGCAGACAUGUCUGUGCCAGAUGACAGAGGGAACCCUCCGCUCUGGCUCGCUCUGGAAAACAACCUGGAAGAUAUUGCUUCGACUCUGGUGAGACACGGUUGCGAUGCAACGUGUUGGGGUCCAGGACCGGGAGGUUGCUCACAGACUCUGCUGCACAGGGCCAUCGAUGAGAACAGCGAACAGAUCUCCUGCUUCCUUAUCCGCAGCGGCUGCGACGUCAACAGCCCGAGGCAGCCAGGGGCCAACGGCGAGGGCGAUGAGGAAGCCCGCGAUGGACAGACGCCCUUGCACUUGGCGGCUUGUUGGGGCCUUGAAGAAACGGUGCAGUGCCUUCUAGAGUUUGGAGCCAAUGUAAAUGCACAGGAUGCAGAAGGCAGAACGCCCAUCCACGUUGCCAUUAUCAACCAGCACGGUGUCAUUAUCCAGCUGAUGAUCUCGCACCCGGAAAUCCAGCUCGGCAUACGGGACCGGCAAGGCAUGACCCCUUUUGCCUGCGCCAUGACGUACAAGAACAACAAGGCGGCAGAGGCGAUCCUGAAGCGGGAACCGGGAGCGGCCGAGCAGGUGGACAACAAAGGCCGGAAUUUCCUUCACGUGGCCGUUCAGAGUUCCGAUAUCGAGAGCGUGCUCUUCUUGAUCAGUGUCCAGGCAAACGUCAAUUCCAGGGUCCAGGACGCCUCCAAGCUAACUCCGUUGCAUCUUGCCGUGCAGGCUGGCUCUGAAAUCAUUGUGCGUAACCUGCUGCUUGCAGGCGCCAAGGUCAACGAGCUGAACAAGCACCGCCAGACAGCCCUCCAUCUCGCUGCCCAGCAAGACCUUCCCACCAUUUGCUCGGUUCUCCUGGAGAACGGAGUGGACUUUGCAGCUGUGGAUGAAAACAGGAACAAUGCCCUGCACCUGGCAGUGAUGCAGGGACGUCUGACUAACAUCCGUGCCCUCCUGACAGAGUGCACUGUGGACGCAGAAGCUUUUAACCUCAGGGGUCAGUCCCCGAUGCACAUCCUGGGGCAAUACGGGAAGGACAAUGCGGCAGCCAUCUUUGACCUCUUCCUGGAAUGUAUGCCGGAGUAUCCUCUUGACAAGCCAGAUGCUGAAGGGAACACCGUGCUUCUCUUGGCCUACAUGAAGGGAAACGCCAACUUGUGCCGGGCCAUUGUGAGAGCCGGCGCUCGUCUGGGCGUGAACAACAACCAAGGCGUCAACAUCUUCAACUAUCAAGUUGCGACCAAACAGCUUCUCUUCCGGCUGCUGGACAUGCUGUCCAAAGAACCCCCCUGGUGCGACGGCUCCAAUUGCUACGAAUGCAGCGCCAAGUUUGGAGUCACGACAAGGAAGCAUCACUGCCGGCACUGCGGGCGCCUUCUCUGCCACAAGUGCUCAACCAAGGAGAUCCCCAUCAUCAAAUUCGACUUGAACAAGCCUGUCCGGGUCUGCAACAUCUGCUUUGACGUCUUGACUCUGGGCGGAGUUUCCUAGUUCCCCUGCGCAAAGGAGAGUGACUCCCGGGCCACGCCCCUCCUUCCUCCUUGCAAACCGCCUAUCGCAGGGAUGUGGGUUGCAGGGGGUGGGGCACCUAUUUUGUCUUCCUGUUAAUGGCCGAAACUGAUUGACUUAAGGGACCACGCAAACACUAUAUUCCAGUAUAAAUGGGUUUUGUACGAAUGCUAACGCUAGAAAACUGGAUCGGGAACAACUUGGAACUCUUGCAAAGUUGGUGCGGGAACAAAUGUGAACUGAGUGAGAGGCCCUCUCCUUACUCUGGCGCGGGGCAGAGAAAAUGAAAAUUUUGCAUUUGUGGAUCAUGUAACAUAGCAGGCCUGUGCAAAUGGCUGCCGAGCUGUGAGCAGGGCUUCUUCGAAGCCCAAUCACACUGUGGGGUGCGGGAGGGGUGGGUGUUUGAAUAUUGUGAGCACUUAAGAAAUUCCUGGGUAACUCUGUGAUAACCAGCCCCUCUUGUUACCUUCCUGAAGAGAAGGUUCUGGUUCCCUCGUUGGCUUUUGUCCUAAAAUGGGCAACUGUGCUAUGCACAGUGAGUGUUCCCUCCCAGAAGAAGCUGCUGUCUUCAAAACAGGGUUUUGUCGUUUAAAUGCAUUUGCUGAAGAAUUCCUUUGUGUGGCCUUACGACAGAAGCUUUACAGUUUCUCCUGCUUGAACAGGAGCCUCAACGGCAGCUCCCAUGCUGUCAGAAUGUUGAUAUCUUCCCUUCCCAAUCUGCUCUCUUCCAUGUUAAAAAUAAA
Messenger RNA from Podarcis raffonei (Aeolian wall lizard), 4442 nucleotides. RefSeq names its product ankyrin repeat and FYVE domain containing 1 (gene ANKFY1). The record is from RefSeq and is a predicted model, not a curated record. Bases 16 to 3681 code for a protein of 1221 amino acids. Gene Ontology annotation, molecular function: protein binding; metal ion binding. The transcript has 25 exons. NCBI's taxonomy places the organism in Eukaryota, Metazoa, Chordata, Lepidosauria, Squamata, Lacertidae.